CGGCGCCUAGAGCGGCCCGCCGGUUGCCAUAGCGAUCACUUCCUCGUCCACGUCGAGGCCCGAUGGCGGCCUGGCAGGAACCGGCCCCGGCGGGCCCCGGCGGGGCGGACCUGGAGGAGGCGAGCCUCCUGGCCUGGCUCUUCCGCGGGGCGCCCUCGGCGCUGCCGGCGGCGGACGCGGCGGCGCUGCCGGCCUACCUGGCGGCGCUGUCGGGGCUGGGCCUGGAGGCGCUGCAGCGGGAGCCCGGGCGGCUGGCCGAGGAGCGCGCGCAGCUGGGGGCGCAGACGCGGGCCCUGGCCUUCGCCCACUACAAGACCUUCAUCCGCUCGGCCGAGUGCACGGCGGAGACGCGCCGGGGCUUCAGCGGCAUCGAGCAGGGCCUCGACCGCCUCCUGGGCCGCCUCCCGCCCUUCGCCGAGACCUGCCGGAACUUCAUGCGCGAUGCCGAGCAGAUCGCCCAGAGCCGCCGCAUGAACAACCUGACCCUGAACCGCCACACGGAGAUCCUGGAAGUCCUGGAGAUCCCCCAGCUGAUGGACACCUGUGUCCGGAACAGCUACUACGAGGAGGCCCUGGAGCUUGUGGCCUACGUCCGCCGCCUGGAGAAAAAACAUGCCACCAUUCCGGUCAUCCAGGGCAUAGUGGCAGAGGUGCGCCAGUCCACGCAGCUCAUGCUCACCCAGCUGAUCCAGCAGCUGCGCACCAACAUCCAGCUGCCAGCCUGCCUGCGCGCCAUCGGCUACUUGCGCUGCAUGGACGUCUUCACCGAGGCCGAGCUGCGCAUCACCUUUCUGCAGGCACGAGACCUCUGGCUGCGCUCCAUCCUGGCCGCCAUCCCCGAGGAAGACCCCUACGUGCACAUCACCAAGACCAUCGAGGCCUGUCGCGUGCACCUCUUCGACAUCAUCACGCAGUAUCGCGCCAUCUUUGCGGACGAGGAGCCGCUGGUGCCCCCGCCUGGGCAGGACGCCCUCAACGAAAGCGCCCUCUUCCACGGGUGGGUGCUGCAGAAGGUCUCGCAGUUCCUGCUCGUGCUGGAGCGCGACCUGCAGCGCGGCGUGGGCGGCCGCCUGGACUCCCUGCUGGGCCAGUGCAUGUACUUUGGCCUUUCCUUCAGCCGUGUGGGGGCGGACUUCCGGGGCCAGCUGGCCCCGCUCUUCCAGCGAGUGGCACUGCUCACCUUCAAGAAGGCCCUGCAGGAGGCGGUGGGCAAAUUCCAGGAGGAGAUGAACUCGUACACGCUGCUCUCCGCCCCGGCGGUCCUGGGCAGCACGAUCCCAGCGACUGUGUCCUCGGCCCAGCCGGGCACACUGCAGCCCCCCAUGGUGCUCCUGGACUUCCCGCCACUUGCCUGCUUCCUCAACAGCGUCCUGGCAGCCUUCAAUGACUUGCGCCUCUGCUGCCCUGUGGCUCUCGCGCCAGAGGUGGCCGCCGCCCUGGAGGAGGCACUUGUUCAGGUGACAAAGAUUAUCCUGGCCUUCCACCGAGCGGAGGCCUUGGCAUUCAGCAGCCGGGAACAGGAGCUGUUUGUUCACUUCUGCACAGCAUUUCUGGAAGAUCUGGUGCCCUACCUCAACCGCUGCCUCCCGCUCCUCUUCCCGGUCGCCCAAAUUGCACAGACUCUGGGUGUCCCCCCUGCUCAGCUCCACAAGUACGGGAGGCUUGGCGGUGUGGAUGAAGGCAUGAUCCAGGAACUCUUUGCCGCAGUCCUGCCUGAGAAAGAGGCCGGUUUCCCUGCGGCUGAGGAGAAGGAGCCGGCCCAGGAGAGCCCGACAGUUGAACUGGGCUUGGUGCUUCCUGAGCUGCAGCAGGAGGCAGCGCCCAGUGUCGCGCCCACUUCUGAGGCAGAGGAGAGCACCGACCGGCCGCCGCUCAGCACACCGCCAGGCGCAGACUAGCUCUCGGUGGACGCGGCUCUCCUGGAGCAGCUGCUCCUUGGCCAGCCGGCUGGCGGAGGAGGAGGAGGACUCGCGCGUGCUUGCUGCUGGCGUGGGCAGGAGCAGCUCUUGGCCCCUCGCGGCCCCACACCUGGCGCCCGCAAGGGCAGGGUGCAAGGGCUCCCUUGUUCUGGUGGGAAGAAGGGCAGCUGGGGAGGGACGGGGGCAAGGCAGCCCAGGGCCUAAAUAAACACACCUGUUUUGGCUUGGCUCUUUGUACUUCAUUGUUGUGAGCCGCCCCGAGGCUUCGGCGAAUGGGGCGGCAUAGAAAUGUUUUAAUAAAUAAAUAAAUAAA
Messenger RNA from Varanus komodoensis (Komodo dragon), 2232 nucleotides. It is a transcript of the gene COG8, whose product is annotated as component of oligomeric golgi complex 8. Lineage: Eukaryota; Metazoa; Chordata; Lepidosauria; Squamata; Varanidae. The coding region runs from base 63 to 1898 and encodes 611 amino acids. Gene Ontology annotation, cellular component: COG complex. Gene Ontology annotation, biological process: intra-Golgi vesicle-mediated transport. The transcript is spliced from 5 exons. Gene Ontology annotation, molecular function: peptide deformylase activity. The record is from RefSeq and is a predicted model, not a curated record.